AUGGGCUUAGAAAGCCUAUCACCCGAGGGACCACCCAGCCAUCCACACAAGGGGGAGGCCUCUGUCUGCUGGCGGCUCACUGUGAGGGUCCUGGAGGCACGGAGGCUGCGUCAGGCUGAUUUAUUGAGUGAGGCAGACCCGUAUGUGAUCCUGCAGCUGCCAACUGCUCCUGGAAGAAAGUUCAGGACCAAAACAGUCUCCAACUCCAGUCAUCCUGUAUGGAACGAGACUUUCCAUUUCCUCAUCCAGAGUCGGGUCAAGAAUGUUCUGGAGCUGAGCAUCUAUGAUGAAGAUUUAAUUACAAAGGAUGAACUCUGCUUCAAAGUUUUCUAUGACAUCUCAGAAGUCCUUCCUGGCAAACUGCUCCAGAAAACCUUCUCCCUGGCUCCCCAGGGACAGGAAGAGCUAGAUGUGGAGUUUCUAGUGGAAGAAACGUCGGAUCCUCCAGAAAAUCUGAUCACCAACAAUGUCCUUGUGGCCCGAGAGCUGUCAUGCCUGGAUGUCCAUCUGGACAGAGCAGGGAGCACCUCUGAGGUAGCAGAUCAGGAUAAACUGGAGCUGGAGCUGGUCCUGAAGGGGUCCUAUGAAGACACACAGACGUCUGCCCUGGGCACAGCCUCUGCCUUCCACUUCCACUAUCUGGCAGCCCAAGACACAGAGUUGCAUGGGUGCCUGAGGAGCUCCAGAAGCAACGGAUGGCACUCAGCCAAAUCAGUUGGGCACCUCACUGUGCCCCUGCGGUCCUUGACCAGGGGCAAAGAGGUGCCCAUCAGUAUACCUACUGCAGAUGACUCAGGAGUGAGGCUGCAGCUCAAGGCAGAUAGCUGCCCUAAGGAGUUGGCCGUGCGCCUGGGCUUUGAUCUUUGUGCAGAGGAGCAGGCCUUCCUGAGCAAGAGGAAGCAAGUUGUGGCCAAGGCCCUGAAGCAAGCCCUGAAGUUGGACAGAGACCUACAGGAGGAUGAGGUCCCUGUUGUGGGCAUCAUGGCUGAAGGAGGAGGUGUCCGGGCCAUGACCUCACUCUACGGACAUCUCCGAGCCCUGCAGAAGCUAGGCCUCUUGGACUGUGUCACCUACCUGAGUGGUAUCUCGGGUGCUACAUGGGCAAUGGCCCACCUGUAUGGGGACCCCGAGUGGUCGCAGAAGGACCUCCAGGGACCCAUCAGCCACAUCAGGGAGCAUCUGGCCAAGAGCAAGCUGAGGGCCUUCUCCCCGGAGCGCCUGGCAUGCUACCGGCGGGAGCUGCAGCUGCGGGCCUCGCAGGGUCACCACACCACAGCUGUGGAUCUCUGGGCUCUCUUGCUGGAGUUCAGCCUGCACGGCCAGGUGAUGGAUCAGACACUGUCAGGACAGAGAGAUGCACUGGAGCGGGGUCAGAACCCUCUGCCCCUCUACUUGAGCCUCAAUGUCAAAAAGGACACUGUGGACACCCUCCACUUCAAGGAGUGGGUCGAGUUCUCCCCCUAUGAGGUCGGGUUCCUGAAGUAUGGAGCUUUUGUUCCUCCUGAGCUCUUUGGUUCUGAAUUCUUCAUGGGGCGAUUGAUGAGGAGGCUCCCUGAGUCCCGGAUCUGCUUUCUGGAAGGGACCUGGAGCAACAUUUUCUCCGUAAACUUGAUGGACACCUGGUAUAACCUUGCCUGGUCUGGGGAGGAAUGGAAACAGCAUGUCAAGGAUGAGAUACACUGCACAGAGGAGCCAGGAGAUUGCUUGAGGACCUCUUCGUGGAUGGAGUCCUCCUGGCUGCAGCCUGGAUCGGCCCUGGCACAAGCAUUUAAGGGCUUCCUGACAGGGAGGCCACUCUGCUACCAUGGUGCCAACUUCCUCCGUGGCCUUCAGCUACACCAGGGCUACUGCGGCCAGAAAGACUUCUCUACUUGGGCGGAUUGCCAGUUGGACUCCACCCCUAGCAAGCUGACCCCCCAGGAACCCCAGCUCUGCCUGGUGGACACCGGCUACUUAAUCAACAACAGCUAUCCCUCCAUGUUCCGGCCAGGCCGCAGGCUAGACCUCAUCCUCUACUUUGGCUACGCCUUGUCCUCAAAGUUUGAGGCACUGAAGCAGGCUGAGCUGUACUGCAGAACCCAGGGGCUGCCCUUCCCCCAUGUGGAGGCCAGUGCUGAGGACGAAUGCCAGCCCAGGGAAUGCUACCUGUUCUCGGACCCUUCCUGCCCAGAGGCCCCUGUUCUGCUCUACUUCCCCCUGGUCAAUGCCUCCUUCAAGGAUCACUCUGCCCCUGGCAUCCCACGCAGUCUGGAAGAGCUCCAGGCUGGUCAGGUGGAUCUCAACAAGACCACCACACCCUAUUUCCUGCACAACAUGACCUACUCAGAGGAAGCCUUUGACCGUCUGCUGCAGCUGAAUGACUACAAUCUGCAGAACAGCCAGGGUACCAUCCUGAAGGCCUUGAAGAUGGCUCUGAAGCGCAGGGCCCCAGAAACCAUGCCUUGAGGGGUCCAGGUGUGA
Molecule: messenger RNA, 2460 nt
Organism: Octodon degus (degu)
Lineage: Eukaryota; Metazoa; Chordata; Mammalia; Rodentia; Octodontidae
Gene: Pla2g4d
Product: phospholipase A2 group IVD
Exons: 20
Biological process (GO): glycerophospholipid catabolic process
Cellular component (GO): cytosol
Molecular function (GO): calcium ion binding; calcium-dependent phospholipid binding
Source: RefSeq, a predicted model, not a curated record